Cicer arietinum (chickpea) is the source of this 1003-nucleotide messenger RNA. RefSeq lists its product as uncharacterized. Gene Ontology annotation, cellular component: mitochondrial large ribosomal subunit; mitochondrial ribosome. The record is from RefSeq and is a predicted model, not a curated record. Lineage: Eukaryota; Viridiplantae; Streptophyta; Magnoliopsida; Fabales; Fabaceae.
GAACAAAAACCACAAGCUACUUCACUGAACCUCUCAACAGAAAAGAACAAAAACGACACCGUUUUCAAUCACCAAAACAAUGCUUCGCCUCGCAAAGCUUAACCCACUGUUAAGCUCACCACUCUCAUCAUCUUCCUCCGGUCACCAACUCAUCCAACGCUGUUCCGUUAGCCGAACAGCAAAAGGAAAAGGCAAAGCGGGUCAAACCCUUAAACGUUCCAAAGUAACAACAAAAAAACCCGGAUCCGAACCUCAACCCGGAAUCCCAACCGGAUCACGGGAGAAACAAGAACGCGAACGCAUCUACGCACAAUGCAUCAACGCGCCAACUCCACUUCGCCACCUCAAACCGAAAGAACGCGAACGCGAAGCCGAAAGGGAAAAAUUAGGGUUAAUUAGCAAAGACCGACAGCGUGAAAUCGACAUGACGAAGAAGAAAAACCAGAAAUACAAGGUUUCUGAGAAACCUACGAUAAUUGGAACACCGGGUUUGGAUUACGUGACGUUAGGUUUGGUUGAUGUGGAGAAAUUGCCCAAGUAUGAAUUAACGGCUGAAGAUGGGAGGAGAUUGGCGAAGGAGUAUAGUAGGGUUUUGAUGAGGAAGCAUAGAGCGAGACAAGCUGCGGAAACGACGCUUUUGAGGAUGAAAAAGGAAGCCAUUGAAGCUUUGCCUGAGGGUUUGAAAGAAGCUGCUUCGGUGCCUGAUUUCUCACCUUUUCCUGCGAAUCGUUUUAUGGCUACUCUUACUCCUCCUAUUGAGGGUUAUAUUGAAAAAAUUAGGGAAGCUGCUAAUAGGAUCAGUGGAAAGGAGAAGAUUAGGUAGAUGGGUCAUUAAAGGUCAGUUAUGGUUUUUGUUUGUAUUGAAUUGGAAAGAAAUUGGAAUUUGAACUGGAACAAAUGGAAUUUUAAUUUCAUUGGAUAUGUUUGUUUGUAUCGAAUCAUUUCGAAUAAGAUGGAAUGCAACUGUCUUUAAUUGAUGAAAUUUCAUUGAGAUCUUUGUUUA